This is a messenger RNA of Dichotomopilus funicola, 12159 nucleotides long. RefSeq names its product Nonribosomal peptide synthetase-like protein. The record is from RefSeq and is a predicted model, not a curated record. Gene Ontology annotation, biological process: secondary metabolite biosynthetic process; fatty acid biosynthetic process. The transcript is spliced from 9 exons. Gene Ontology annotation, molecular function: phosphopantetheine binding; fatty acid synthase activity; 3-oxoacyl-[acyl-carrier-protein] synthase activity. The coding region runs from base 1 to 12159 and encodes 4052 amino acids. Lineage: Eukaryota; Fungi; Ascomycota; Sordariomycetes; Sordariales; Chaetomiaceae.
AUGACCAACCAAGAAGAACCCAUCGCCGUAAUCGGCAUGUCCUGCCGCUUCCCCGGCGGCUCUUCCUCCCCCUCCAAACUCUGGGACCUCCUCCGCGCGCCCAAGGACAUCGCCAAGCCCGUCCCCGCCGACCGGUUCGAUGCCGAAGGGUUCUGGCACGCCAACGGCUCGCACCACGGCGCGACUGACUGCCGCGAGGCGUAUUUCCUGGACGAAGACGUCACGCGGUUUGAUAACGCGUUUUUUAACGUGCAGGCGGGCGAGGCUGAGGCGCUGGAUCCGCAGCAGCGGUUUUUGAUGGAGACUAUUUAUGAUUCUUUGGUCUCUGCGGGCCAAACAAUCGAAUCCCUCCGCGGCUCCCGCGCCGCCUGCUACGUCGGCCUGAUGUGCGACGACUGGUCGCAGAUGAACAGCCGCGACUGGGACCUCGUCCCUACUUACGCGGCGACUGGCACCAGCCGUGCUGUCGUGUCGAACCGGGUCUCAUAUUUCUUUGACUGGCACGGCCCCAGCAUGACGAUUGAUACGGCGUGCUCGUCGUCGCUGGUGGCGGUGCAUGAAGGCGUGCAUGCGCUGAGAAGGGGGGAUGCGCCGAUUGUGGUGGCGGCGGGGGCGAAUUUGAUUUUGUCGCCGGGCAUGAUGAUCGCCGAGAGCAACCUACACAUGCUCUCGCCCACCGGCCGCAGCAAGAUGUGGGACGCCGCAGCCGACGGGUACGCGCGCGGAGAAGGUAUCGCAGCGGUGGUUCUCAAGCCGCUCAGCGCGGCCCUGCGUGACGGCGACCCGAUCCACUGUCUCGUUCGUGGAACUGGAGUCAACCAAGACGGCCGCACCCCCGGCCUGACGAUGCCCAACAACGUGGCCCAAGCCGACCUGAUCCGCGACACGUAUGCGCGCGCGGGGCUCAACAUUUCCGACCCCAAGGACCGGCCGCAGUUCUUCCAUGCCCACGGCACGGGUACGCCGGCGGGUGACCCGCAGGAGGCGGAGGCGAUUUCCAAGGCGUUUUAUGGGGAGAGUGAGGAGCAUGAGCCGUUGUUUGUGGGGUCGAUCAAGACUGUUAUUGGACAUACAGAAGGCACAGCCGGUCUAGCCAGCCUGAUCGGCACAGCCGUAGCCAUGCAGCACGGCACGAUCCCGCCGAACCUGCAUUUCAAGAACAUCAGCCCCCGCGUGGCCGAGUUCUGCGGACGUCUGAAGGUCCCGACCGAGGCGGUGGCGUGGCCUGAGGUGGAUGGGCGGCGGAGGGCUAGUGUGAACAGUUUUGGUUUCGGCGGCACCAACGCCCACGCCAUCCUCGAGUCCUACACCCCAGCCACUCCCACCACCACGACUUCUCCCCCUAAAAGCAACACCCCCUUCACCCCCCUCACCCUCUCAGCCGCCUCUCCCUCCGCCCUCCGACGCACCCUCACCGACCUCUACUCGUUCCUCUCUUCCCCUGAGAAUGACAAGGAGGUGAAUCUGCGAGAUCUAAUCUACACCCACACCACCCGCCGCAGCACCCUGCCCUUCCGCAAAUCCAUCCCCAUUCCCUCCCUCUCGUCGUUGCUCUCCACGCUUGCGAGUCUGACCGACGCGUCGGCGGUCGACAGCGAGAAUGGGCUCACGACGCGGUACUUCGACGUCACCUCCCCAUCUAUCCUGGGUGUGUUCACCGGACAAGGCGCACAAUGGACGCGUAUGGCCGCCCACCUCCUCGAAUCUUCCCAGUUUGUUGCGGACCGGGUUGCAGAGCUCGACGCGGCGCUUACCUCCCUGCCGUCCGCUGACCGUCCCACCUGGACUUUGAAGGGACAGAUCCUGGCUGCCGCGGAAGAAUCCAAGGUUGGAGAGGCGGCUGUGUCACAGCCGUUGUGUACCGCCGUGCAGAUUGUGCUUGUCGAUUUGCUGCGGCAGGCUGGGAUCGAAUUCAAGGCUGUGGUGGGGCAUUCAUCUGGCGAAAUCGGCGCUGCGUAUGCGGCGGGGUUUUUGAAUGCUGUUGAUGCGGUUCGCGUGGCGUAUUACAGGGGUUUGUACGCCAAAUUGGCUGGGUCGGACAGCCAAAAAGGUGCUAUGCUGGCUGUUGGGACGUCGUAUGAGGAUGCCGCGGAGUUUGUGGCGCUGGAAGAGUUUGAGGGACGGAUUCAGGUUGCUGCGAGGAACUCGGCGACGAGCGUCACACUAUCAGGCGACGCAGACGCCAUCGAUGAAGCGGCAGAAAUCUUUCAGGAUGAGGGACGGUUUGCGAGGAAACUCAAAGUCGAUACGGCGUAUCACUCGCAUCAUAUGCUGCCUUGUGCUGAGCCGUAUCGGACGGCCCUCGAGGCGUGCGAUAUCAAAGUGGGAGAGGGGAAUGGGACGGUGUGGUAUAGCAGUGUGCUGGAGGAACGGGUGAUCACGCGGGAGGAUGUCACGCCGCAGUACUGGGUCGAUAACAUGACUAGUGCUGUGUUGUUUGCCCCGGCUGUUGCCAACGCUCUGCAGGCUGCUGAGUCGCCGGCUAACGCGUUUGAUAUCGCCGUGGAAGUCGGGCCGCACCCAGCUCUUAAAUCCCCCGCGCUGGACACCAUCGAAGAAGUCGCCGGCCACCGCAUCCCCUACACCGGCGUGCUCGCCCGCGGGAAGAAUGACACGCUGGAAUUCUCAGCGGCUCUCGGCUACCUCUGGACUCACCUCGGCGCAGGCAGCGUCAACUUCGACGCUGUCGAGCAAACCCUGUCGGGUGAUUCCUCACCGAAGAAGGUCCUCACCAACCUCCCGACUUACCCCUUCGACCACUCCCGCUCCUUCUACGCGCUCACCCGCUUCACCGGCGCACACCGCAACACCCACGCGCCUCCCAACCCUAUUCUCGGCCGGCGCUGCGUGGAAUCCGAGACAGCAGACGCCAUCUCGUGGCGUAACAUUCUCAAGAGCGGGGAGAUCUCCUGGUUACCCGGCCAUCAGCUCCAGGGUCAAACUGUGUUCCCCGCGAUGGGGUACGUGGCUAUGGCCGUUGAGGCUGGUGCUGUCCUCGCAAGCGACGCCAACCGCCCCCUCGGACUAGUCACCCUCGAAGACGUCGUCAUCGGCCGCGCACUGGCAUUCACCAACGACAGUGCAGGCAUGGAAGCCCGCGUCACCGUCCGCAUCGACACCUCCACCGCCGACUCCAUAACCGGCCACAUCUCAGUGCACUCCGGUCUCCCCUUCGACGGUGCCCCUCUCGCCCUCAACUACGCCGCUACCCUCCGUCUCGCGCUGCACGACCCGGCUCCGGAUACUCUCCCUGCUGUGAGGGCCGACGAAAUCAACCUCGUCAAAACCGACCCCGCGCGCCUCUACUCCCAAUUCACCCAGCUAGGCUACAACUACUCUCCCCCCUUUACGGGAGUCACUGCCAUCCAACGCAAGCGCGGGUUCGCCACCGGCAUAAUCGAGGAUAUUUCGGGGGAUUCCUGGGAAGACCAACUGAUCGUCCACCCCGGCUGGUUGGAUUUCGCUCUGCAAACCGCCUUUGCGGCGUACUCCUACCCGCAUGAUAACCGGCUCUGGUCGCUGCACGUCCCGACGGAGAUCAAAUCCCUCUCGGUAAACCCGUAUUUCCGCGGGGCGAAAACCCUGCACUACCAAUCCACUGCGCGUGAGGGGCUGGGAACCCCCGUGGCAGCUGACAUUGACCUGUUUGCUUCGGAAACGGAUACGUCUGCGUUUGUGCAACUGGAGGCGGUCCAAGUCAAGCCCUUUGCUGCGGCUACCCCGAGGGAUGAUGCGUUGUUGUUUGCGCGGUUUGUCUACCGUUUGGCUGCGCCUGAUGCCGUGCUAGCCGUUGGGGAGGAUGACCUUCUCCCGCCUGCGACAGAGGCAGUCGUCGCUGUCAUCGAGAGACUAGGGUUCUACUACCUCCGCCGGGUGCACGAGACCAUCACCCCCGCCGAACGGGAUUCUGCACUCCCGCAUUUCCGCCACCUCAUCGAUUUGUGCGGGAGGGUCGUGCCGUGGGUUGCGUCGGGACAGCAUCCGCAUGUGCCGAAGGAGGCGAUAAAUGAUUCAGCGGGGUAUGUCAAUGCCCUGGUGGAGAAAUACCAUGAUCGCGCGGAUAUCCGACUCCUCCAAGCUGUGGGGGAUAAUUUGGUGCCUGAGAUUAGAAGAGAUGGGAUUAUGCUCGAGCACAUGAUGAAAGACGGCAUCCUGGACCGGUUCUACGAAGAACUGGCCGGCCUGGACGUAGCCAACGUCUGGAUCGGGCGCAUGGUCGCUCAGGUAGCGCACCGACACCCAGGGCUCAAAAUCUUUGAGAUUGGUGCCGGUACGGGCGGGACUACGAGGUCGGUGCUGCCUGCGCUGGAGGGGUCGUUCAACAGUUAUACAUUUACGGAUGUGUCCGCUGGGUUUUUUGGAAGCGCCCAGGAGCGGUUCCGGCAGUGGGUUGACCGGAUGGUGUUUGCGACGUAUGAUAUGGAGAAGUCGCCCGAGGAACAGGGGUUUGAAGAGGGCGGGUAUGAUGUGGUGUUGGCGUCGAAUGUGUUGCAUGCGACGGGGCGACUGGAUGAUAUGAUGGCUAACACGCGGAAGCUGCUCCGGCCGGGUGGGUACCUGAUGAUGCUGGAGUUUGUGAGCAACGACCGGACGGGGAUUACGGCGUGUAUGGGUGGUCUGCCUGGUUGGUGGGGGAAUGGGGUGUAUGAUCCUGCGAGAGGCGACGGGCCGUGUUUGACGCCGGCGCAGUGGGAUGGAUUGGUGAGGAAACAUGGGUUUGCGGGGGUUGACACGCACACGCCGAUUGGACCGCAUCUGCAGUGGUAUACCGUGCAUUUGUGCCAGGCUGUGGAUGAUCGGGUGUUGGCGCUGAGGAAUCCUCUCGGGGCAUUGGGAACCCUAACCCUUACCCCUGAGACUUCCGACACCCUAACCCUGGCCCCUGAGACAAUCCCUGAGACGCCUCUCUCGACACUGGCCCCGCCGCCUCCGGAGCUGGUCAUCGUGGGCGGGACUACCCCUGGUGUAGCCAGCCUGGUCUCCCAGAUCCAAACCCUGCUCACCCCCCGGUACUCGAUCACGACCCUCCCGACGCUAGAAGAACUCCACACCCGUGGCAUCGCCAUCGGCAGCUCGGUCCUCUCGCUCACCGAACUGGACACCCAAUUCUUCGAGCACCGCACCGCCGCCAAGCUCGACGCCCUCAAAUCCCUCUGGCGCACCGCCGGCUCCAUCCUCUGGGUCACCCGCGGCGUGCGCGAUGCCUCUCCCUACUCCGCCAUGAUCCUGGGAUUGGCGCGUGUGGUCCGGUUUGAGAAUCCGAGUAUCAACUUGCAGAUUCUGGACUUUGCGGCGCAUACCGGGGAGGUGGAUACCCCGACUGCGGAGGUCAUUGCUUCUGACCUGUUGAGACUGGAAAUGGGCCGGUAUUGGAAGGAGGAGAAUGUCAAUAUCCUGUGGAGUGUCGAGCCCGAGGCCCAUUACGAGAACGGGACGCUGAUGAUUCCCCGGAUGUACCCCGACCGCGAGGCCAACGCGCGCUACAACACCCAGCGCCGGACGGUUUCCGAGGUCGUCAACCCCAAGGAGGUGUCUGUCGCGCUGGAGCCGUCACCAACAAACAACACCGGCCUGGAACUCGUCACCCCCUCGCCGCUGCGUCUCGCCCCGGCCGACGACCUCAUCGAGUUGGCCGUGUCCCACUCCGUGCUGCACGCCGUGCAUAUCCCCGGCGCAGGCUUCUUCACCCUCGCGGCGGGCAUCAACACAGAAACCACCAAACCAACCCUAACCCUCUCCGCCGGGCCAGUCGAGUCCAAACUCCAAGUCCCCGUCGAAUGGACACUCCCCCUCAAAGAACCCGUCACCCCGGCCGUCCUGGCUGAUAUCGCCGCCCACCUAGCCGCCAAGUCCCUUUUGCAGGCUGCCCCCGCAUUCGGCUCCCUCCUGGUCCACGAUCCCCCUACUGUCCUGCGCGAGGCCCUGGACAAAGAAGCCGUCCGCCAUGGCGCGCACGUCGUUUUCUCCACUUCCCAACUGCGCGAGGACGACUCCUCGGAAUGGACCGUCAUCCCCGCCAAACUGCCCACUCGUCUCGUGCAGAAACUCGUACCCGGUGACAUAUCUGCUUUCGCCAACCUCGCUGAUCCGGCGGAUGAGGCUGCGCAGGCGAGUGCUGCGUUGAUCACCCGAGUUCUGCCCGCUUACACCCCGACGACGACGGUACGGGAUGUACUCCGGCCCGAAGCCGGUGCUGUGCCGGAGCCGGUGGUGGAUAUCACGACGUCGCUGCGUGACGCCUGGAGCGCUGCGAGCAAGAAACGCCGGGGGUUGGGUUCAGGGGUCGACAACAACACCAUCUCCUUGUCCGACCUAUCCGCUGCCCAACCCGGCGAGACUACUCCCCUCUCGGUGGUUUCGUGGAGCGACAAGAGUGUGCUGAGUAACCUCCGCCCCGUGGACGCCGGCCAAAUCUUCCGCCCCGACGGCACCUACCUCAUGUUUGGUCUCUCCGGCGAGGUCGGGCAGUCUCUCUGCGCGUGGAUGGUCGCCCACGGGGCCCGGCAUGUUGUGCUCAGCUCGCGGAACCCGAAACUCCAUCCGCGGUAUGUGGCUGGUCUGGCUGCGCAGGGCGCGGAUGUGCGGGCGUUGCCGCUGGAUCUUACGAAUCGGGAGGCGGUGAGGAAGGCUGUGGGGGAGAUUAGGAGGAGCAUGCCAGAGGUUAUUGGAGUUGCGAACGGUGCGCUGUUGUUGGAGGAUGCGUUGUUUGACGGGGUGGUGUUUGAGACGCUCCAGAGAACGGCGGCGCCCAAGGUGGAGGGGAGUGCUUACCUCGACGAACUGUUCUAUGACACGCCGCUGGAUUUCUUUAUCCUGUUUACCUCUGUCGCCAACAUCACGGGUAACACCGGCCAGUCGGCGUAUGUCAUCGCCAACCAGUUCAUGACGGCCCUCGCUGCACAACGCCGUGACCGCCGCGGGGUUCCCGGCUCGACGAUAGCUAUUUCCUCGGUACAAGGCCUGGGCUACCUCGAGCACUCCGACAUUGACAAGGAUCGGUUGGUCCGCUGGGGAUACCGCAACAUCUCCGAGCAGGACCUGCACAUCCUCUUUGCCGAAGCCGUCCUUGCUGGCCGGCCCGGCGCCGCUGGUAUUGGGGAAGUCGUGACGAGUAUGUCCCCCUUCCGCGACACCGUCGAGAUCCAGCCAAACUUGCGGCUCGACCCCAAGUUCAGACACUAUCUCAUCCAAGACGGUGGUGGAUCAGCCUCUGCUGCGGGCGCCGGAGCAGGGAGUAAAGCUAUCCGGCCGCGGGCGAGGUUGGCGGGAGCGACUUCGCAGGCAGAGGUGGUGGAGAUUGUGCAGGAGUCGUUGACGGAGAAUUUGAAGAGGAUUUUGAUGAUGCCGGCGAGUGAGGAGAUUGAUCCGCUGUUGUCGUUGGUCGAGUUGGGGAUUGACUCGAUUAUGGCGGUGGAUUUGAGGACGUGGUUUUUGAAGGAGUUAGAUGUGGAUGUGCCCGUGUUGAAGAUUUUGAGUCCGGGCGAGACGGUCAGGUCGCUGGGGGAAGAGGCGUUGGGCAAGAUUCCGGCCGAGUUGGUGGAUUUUGCGAAUUUGGCCGAGGUGUCGGAUAAGUCGGCUGAGGAGAAGCCGGUUGUCGAGAAGGUGGACAAGCCAGUGGAAAAGCCAGUGGAAAAGGCAGUCGAGUCCGAAAGUGACUCCGACACAAACACCACACCCAACACCCUCGCCAGCUCUCCGGCUCUCCUAUCCACCCCCGGCACUCCCGCUACCACCGUGGACGACUUCAAGUUCGUCCCCCCUGCUCCUCCCGCUCCCACUUCCGCCGUCUCCGUGUCUGACCUCCCCCAGAUCACCGAGGCUAUGACGUUUGGCCAGCGCCGCUUCUGGUUCCUGUCGCACUACGUCGACGACCCGACCACCUUCAACAUCGCCUACCUCGCCCGCUUAACCGGUCGUCUCCGUCUUUCUGAUCUAUCCCGCGCCGUCCAAUCCGCCGCCCAACGCCACGAAACUUUGCGGACUCGCUUCUUCUGGUCCGCCGACGACACCCGCACCCCGAUGCAAGGUAUCCUCCCGCACACUUUCAUCCGCCUCGAGACAGCCACCAUCGAAACCGAAGCCCAAGCCCAAGCCGAACUCGAGGCUAUGCGUACCUUCCACUGGGACCUCGGCAACGGCGUGCCUUUGCGGAUCAAGGUCUUGUCGCUGUCCGAAACAUCCCACUUUCUUCUGCUAGGAUCUCACCACAUCUCCAUGGACGGCCACAGUUUCUCCGUUUUCUUGCUCGAUAUUCACCAAGCCUACACUUCCCCGCCUCACCGACCCCUUCCUCCGCUACCGGAGUCGUCCCAGGCGCGUGCGUUCGGAGCAGCCCAACUCGCGGCCCACUCUUCGGGCGCUCUCAACGCCGCAAUCAACCAUUAUAAAACCGUCCUCCCGGCAGCAGACCUCGCUCGCCCCAUCGCCCUGCUUCCGUUGGCGAAAGUGUCGGUUCGACCCCCGCUAGACCGUUAUGCGACUCACGUCGCGCGGACCCAUCUAGACGCGACCACCACGGCGCAGUUGAAAGCCCUUGCUCGCUCCCAGCGGGCCACGUCGUUCCAUGCCUACCUCGCUACGCUCCAGGCCCUGCUGUUCCGCCUCCUUCCCGCGGAUACUACCCCGAGAGUGUACAUCGGUAUCGCCGACGCCAAUCGGUUGGAUGCCAAAUUCCAAGCUGCCGUCGGGAAUUUCCUCAAUGUUCUUCCCUUACGCUUCGACCGUGGCAGCGCAGACCAAACAGUCGGCGAAGCCGUCCAAACCGCGCGUGACACAGCCCGCACCGCACUCCUCCACUCCGCUCUACCCUUCGAUCUACUCCUCGACGAACUGGCCGUGCCGCGGUCCAACUCCUGGGCUCCCGUCUUCCAGGUGUUCUUGAAUUAUCGUUUGGUAGUUGCGGAGCAUGCAGAGAAACGCUGGGUCGGCGCGCGGAUUGGCGAAGAGACCUGGCAUACGGCGCGCACGGGGUAUGACGUGGCGCUGGAGAUUGUGGAGGAUCAGGGGGGGGCCAUGUUGGCGGUGCAUGUGCAGAGGGGGUUGUAUGAUGAGGAGGGAGCUGGGGUUUUGGUGAGGAGUUUUGCGAAUGCGGUGAAGGAGAUUGCUAAAAAGGGGGCUGGCGUGAAGACGGGGGGGUUGCCGAAGUGGGAUGGGGCGGAUGUAAAGAGGGCUUUGGAGGUCGGGAUGGGGCCCUCCCUCUCCCUCACCUGGCCCUCCGUCACGCACCAAAUCGACAGCAUCAUCGCCGCCAACCCCACCGCCAUCGCCCUCAAAGACGGCACCUCCGUACUCACCUACGCCGACCUCGACACCCGCGCCAACACCAUCGCCCACGCUCUCCUCUCCACUCUCUCAGCUUCCAAGUCAGAGUCCGCCGACCCCAUCGCCAGCAAAACAGUCGGCGUCUUCCAAACCCCCUCGGUCAACUGGAUCGUCUCCCUCCUCGCCAUCCACCGCGCCAACGCCAUCUACCUCCCCCUCGACCUGCGCAACUCCAUCCCGCGGCUGAAGAGCAAUGUCGCGGUCGCCAAGCCGGCUGUCCUGCUCGUUGAUUCCCAAACAGCCGGCCAAGUUUCCCAGUUAGACGCCCCGGCCACGACAGCAGUAAUCAACGUUUCCUCCCUGCCUGAGACGAGCCAAAAAGUCCCAACAACAACAGUGAAGAACUCCCCCGCCUACAUAAUCUUCACCUCAGGCAGCACCGGCCUCCCGAAAGGCAUCCUAGUAACCCACGCCGGCUUAGCAGCCAACCUCGAAGGCUACCACCGCGCUUGGUCCAUCCCCUCCUUAGCCUCCGUCGUCCUGCAACAAGCCUCCUUCGGGUUUGACGCUUCCUUACUCCAAAUCUAUGCCGCGCUCACUACUGGCGGCACUCUCCUCGUAGUCCCGGCUGAGGCGAGAGGGGAUCCCGCCGAGGUGGUCAAGUUGAUGCGGGAGCAUGGGGUGAGUAUGACGCAGGCGACGCCGUCGGAGUAUGAUAUGUGGUUGCGGUUUGCACCUGAGGAAUUACGCAGGUGUACGGAAUGGAAGGCGGCUUGGUUUGGGGGGGAGAGGGCUGCUCCCGGACUGGUGGAAAGGUUUAGGGCUCUCAGUCAUCAGUUGCCUAACUUGGAGGUGUAUACCAGUUAUGGACCGACGGAGAGCACCAUCUCGGCGAUGAAAGGACGUGCGGAUGUCAGGAAUGAUUUGGAGUUGACUGUUCCCGUGCCGGGGCGGUUGCUGCCGAAUUAUGCGGCCUAUCUGGUCGAUGACGAGAUGAAUCCCCUGCCGGUGGGUGUGCCGGGGGAGAUUCUUCUGGGCGGGGCCGGGGUCGGGGAGAAUGAGUAUCUUGGCAGGGAGGACUUGACGGAGAAGGCGUUUUUGCCGAACCCGUUCCCGGUGCCGAGCACGGCGAAGACUGCGGGGGGGAAGCAGAGGUUGUAUCGGACGGGGGAUUAUGGAAGGUUGGAUAAGUCUGGGUUUUUGGCUAUUGAGGGACGGAUUGCGGGGGAUACGCAGGUGAAGUUGCGCGGGUUUAGGAUUGAGUUGGUGGAGAUUGAACGGGUGAUUCUUAGGGAGUCGGAGGGGAAGAUUGCGCAGGUGGUGGUUACUGUUCGCGGGGCGGAGGAUGAAGAUGCCUUUUUGGCUGCUCACAUCGUUCUUGAUCCGGAGCAUGCCUCUUCGUCCGCUCCGGCUCUCAUCGACCGUCUGCAUGCUCGGCUGCCGCUCAGUCUGCCGCAGUACAUGUGCCCGGCCGUUAUCGUUGCGCUGGAUACGCUCCCCCUGACAUCCAACGCCAAGGUCGAUCGACGGGCUGUUCAGGCUCUGGCUAUCCCCGAGUCCGCUACCUCAACAUCAGCGGAUACCGCCACGGAGACUCAGCCAUCUCGCCCUCUCACAUCAACAGAAACCCGCCUCGCCCGUCUCUGGGCUGCCGUGCUGCCUCGUGCGGGUGCUAUCGGCCCGCGGUCGGAUUUCUUCCUCGCCGGGGGUAACUCUCUGCUACUCGUCAAACUCCAAGCCUCGAUCAAAAAAGAGUUUGGCGACAGUCCGCGGCUGAGCAAGUUGAUGAGUGCCACCGAGCUGGCAAGCAUGGCCGCGUUGCUGGAUGAUGCAGCUGGCGCUUGGGAGUGGGAGAAGGAGGCUACUGCAGACGUGCCGGUGUCUGCUUCGUCUGGGAGUGUUCGCACCACCGGAUUGCAUGUCCUCGUGACAGGCGCGACUGGGUCGCUUGGUCAACGCGUCGUCAAACACCUCGCUUCUGACCCUGCCGUGUCUGCGCUCACCCUGCUCCUCCGAGCAACCGAAACCCGUCCCGACCCGACCACCGCCUUUUCCUCCCUGGCAACCACCACCAAGACCAAAAUCACCAUCCUCCCCGUCGACCUCACCACCGACCUGCCCUCCAUCCUAGCCACCCUCUCCAAUACCAAAGUCGACAUCAUCCUCCACAGCGCAGCCGACCGUUCCUUCUGGGACGGCUACCCCUCCCUCCGUCCCGUCAACGUCACUGCCCUCAAACAUCUCACCGCCCUCGCCGCGCGUACCAACGCAUCCCUUCACACCCUCUCCUCCGGCGCCCUAGCCGCCUUCGAUUCUGACUCUGCCUCCGAAACCCGUCCCGACCGCGCGGAUGGGUACCUUGCGUCGAAGUGGAUUGCUGAGCGGUAUCUGACCAACACAGCUGCGGCUGCGGCUAGCAAGGGUGGGGUGAGGGUUACGGCUCACCGACCGACUGCCGCGUCUGGGGGGGUCGAUGGGGAUGGGAAGGAGACGCUGGAUAAGCUGGCGAGGGAUAUGUUACGGUUGUCGGUGGAACUGGGCGUGAGGCCGGAUUAUGCUCGGUUAUCGGGGAGUUUUGAUGUUGGUGUGCUUGAGAGUGUCGCUUCUUCUCUAGCGCACAACAUCAUUCAAGGCCAGAGUGAUCCUCAGGGAGCGAGACUCAAGAAGGUGACAUACCCCGGCCAAGCCCGCGUGGAAAUCCCGGCCCUAGCAGCUAGAGCAGAGGAGUUACUCGCUGCGGGCGGGGAGGAGGCGGAGGGGGUAAAGGGACUGCCGACGGUGGGCGCGCUGCAUUGGGUUGGGCUGGCCAAGAAGGCGGGGUUGUUUGAGUGGUUGUUGACUGCGCAGGAGUUGGUUGUUGAGGAUGAGGAGGGGCGGAGGGUUGUUUCGAGGCGGUAG